GGCAUUUUCAAAUGGUUUCUGUCUCACUUGCACAGCUACUCACUUACUGCCUGUAGCUCCAGCCUGUGUGCUCUGAAUCCAGACCCAGACUGUGGGGAGUACUCCUGUCUUGGGGCGGGGGGGAGCUAUGCAAACUUAAUGUUCUUCUUUUUAAAUUGUUGCUGAAUUCUGUACAGGAAAGUUUAAUUAUUUUGAAUUACUGCAUUCAGAUAUUGGGUUGCCUAACUAAACACAUUAAACAAGUGAUUUUUAUUAAAGUAUGCCUCUCAUUUGCUACUUUAUAAUUUUCUUCCUUGGAUAAACUCAGGUUAAUUUUGGAUGAUGUCUUUCAUGGCCAUUGUGAACAAGCGUUAUGUGUAGACACGGUGUGCUGCCCAGUGCAGUACUCCUAAUUUGGAUUUUGCGCUGGAAAUGAGCAAGAAAGCUGUUCUUUGUGCUCUUGUUUUAUUAUGCUUGCUCACAAACAAGUAUUCAUAGAUUUUGAGGAGUAAUAAGUUAGGGUGAAGGAAGCAUGAUCUUUGCUAAAGUAAGCACCAUCUCUCAUGUUACGGUCACUCACAAUCUUCUAGAGGAAAUGCCUCAUCUUCCCUGAGCAUCACUUCUAGUGUAAGAUAGGCAUGCCAGAGUGAGGGCCUGCCCCCGAUGGGCUGAUAGUAACUACCAAGCUUAGCUUCUUAGCACUGCUCGCCCUUCGAAUCGACACUGAGUAACUUCCUCCAUCUUUCUUCCUCUCAGCUGUGUCUAUGACUAAGCUUGAUCUGCCAAAGAUGUGACUUACAUAUGUCCCUUCACUGGUGCUGUACGAGGAACACUGACGGUCACAAAUUACAGAUUAUAUUUCAAGAGCAUGGAACGGGACCCCCCAUUUGUUCUAGAUGCUUCUCUUGGAGUGAUAAGUAGAGUAGAAAAAAUUGGUGGUGCAUCUAGCCGAGGUGAAAACUCUUAUGGCCUGGAGACUGUGUGCAAGGAUAUCAGGAAUUUACGAUUUGCUCAUAAACCAGAGGGGCGAACAAGAAGAUCCAUAUUUGAGAAUCUAAUGAAAUAUGCAUUUCCUGUGUCUAACGGCUUGCCUCUUUUUGCUUUUGAGUAUAAAGAGGUAUUCCCUGAAAAUGGGUGGAAACUGUAUGACCCCCUUCUAGAAUAUAGAAGGCAGGGAAUUCCAAAUGAAAGCUGGAGAAUAACCAAGAUAAACGAACGCUAUGAACUCUGUGACACGUACCCUGCCCUCUUGGUUGUGCCUGCAAACAUCCCUGAUGAGGAGCUAAAGAGAGUGGCAUCUUUCAGGUCUCGGGGCCGGAUCCCAGUUUUAUCAUGGAUUCAUCCUGAGAGUCAAGCCACAGUCACUCGCUGCAGCCAGCCCAUGGUGGGGGUGAGCGGCAAGCGCAGCAAAGAGGACGAGAAGUACCUGCAGGCCAUCAUGGACUCCAAUGCCCAGUCUCACAAAAUGUUUAUAUUUGAUGCUCGGCCAAGUGUCAAUGCUGUUGCCAACAAGGCAAAGGGGGGAGGUUAUGAAAGUGAAGAUGCCUAUCAAAAUGCAGAACUCGUUUUUCUGGAUAUUCACAAUAUUCAUGUUAUGAGAGAAUCAUUACGAAAGCUUAAGGAGAUUGUGUACCCCAACAUUGAGGAAACUCACUGGUUGUCUAAUUUGGAAUCUACACACUGGCUGGAACACAUUAAGCUCAUUCUUGCAGGGGCUCUUAGGAUUGCUGACAAGGUAGAGUCAGGGAAGACAUCCGUGGUGGUGCACUGCAGUGAUGGCUGGGAUCGCACAGCUCAGCUCACUUCCCUGGCCAUGCUCAUGUUGGAUGGAUACUAUCGAACCAUUCGAGGAUUUGAAGUUCUUGUGGAGAAAGAGUGGCUAAGCUUUGGACAUCGAUUCCAGCUAAGAGUUGGCCAUGGAGAUAAGAACCAUGCAGAUGCAGACAGAUCACCUGUUUUCCUUCAGUUCAUUGACUGUGUCUGGCAGAUGACAAGACAGUUCCCUACUGCAUUUGAAUUCAAUGAAUAUUUCCUCAUUACCAUCCUGGACCACUUGUACAGCUGUUUAUUUGGGACAUUCCUCUGUAACAGUGAACAGCAGAGGGGGAAAGAGAAUCUUCCUAAAAGGACAGUGUCACUGUGGUCCUACAUAAACAGCCAGCUGGAAGAUUUCACUAAUCCUCUCUAUGGGAGCUACUCCAAUCAUGUCCUUUACCCAGUAGCCAGCAUGCGCCACCUAGAACUCUGGGUGGGAUAUUACAUAAGGUGGAAUCCCCGGAUGAAACCACAGGAACCUAUCCACAACAGAUACAAAGAACUUCUUGCCAAAAGAGCAGAGCUUCAGAGAAAAGUGGAGGAACUUCAGAGAGAAAUUUCCAACCGCUCAACCUCCUCUUCAGAGAGAGCCAGUUCUCCUGCACAGUGUGUGACUCCUGUCCAAACUGUUGUAUGAAAGGACUAUUAGUCAGGGGCAUCGUUGACAUUACAGCACCUUAUUGGUAGAAAGCCUUCGUGUUUUAAACCCAUUUAUGGGAGAGACCUUCAGAUGCUGUAUUUAUUUCAAGUCUCUCAUUAGAUGAGUUUAGAAACACCUGGUGCAGGUGACAAUGGAAAUCAUUUCAUUUGUAAUUAAAGUAUGACACUAAUCUUUAGUCACCCAAAGAAUACUCAAGUACUGGAAUCCUGUAUCCACAGUGGGAACAAAGUUUUAAUUUAAAGAUGUCUUAAAGAACUGAGCACCUGAUAAAUAAGAUCUCUAGGUGGGAGAAAAGCAAGAGCAGCUGUUCUUAUACCUGAGAGCAUAUGUACUGGGCCUUGAUGGACAUGUUAGAUCAAAAUCACUUCUCAAAUUUCCCAGUUUUUGUGGUAUUUAAUAUAGUAAAAAGCAUUGUCUUGAGAUUAUUAUGGCGUAUCGGUAGUUUAAGAUUGCUGCUGACAUUGUAAUUAGGGUAUUUUCAAUGGCAGUUUGGAAAUGAUGCCUUAUAUAUGUGCUUUGGUGUGGGGGAUGAAGGGACAAGCAGUAACUGUCCUCCAGGAAUUCAAAGAACAUUCCAGACCCUUCAAACUAAUUUCCAUUUGUAUGUUGAUCACUAAUAUCACGGAAGACAUUUUAGAAACUAUUACUCUACUUUAUCUUAAUGCUAAUUGGUGAGUUUUAAGACAGUAUUUUAAAACCUUCAAAGUCUGACUUUAGUGCUUUAAGUUUCACAUGAACACUUUACCAAAGAACACACUGCAUGUAAAGAGUUACAAUCUCAGUGCCAGCAAGUAAAGCCUUGUUUCUCUACUCACUGGAGUUGGGUGCUGGUGUGAACAAUUCACCCUCUGGUGUCUAUUUACCCUGUAUAAGAGCCAUAUGUAAUGUACUGUAUGUAACAAAGGAACUUAUUACCACUUGGGCUUUUAAUUAAAUGACUUCAAACUAUGUCCUUGUCCACAGUUGUCUAAAGUACCUCCCUCAACCCCACUCCAAAAAUGUUACCUAGAAAUGUUCAAUUUGAGCCUACCUGUCCUUGACACCUAAAUCAAAACUACAAAAAUAACCCUAUUCUCAGUCACUAAUUCAUUAUUGUCUGAACUGUCAUCCUGUUGAUGCUGGAAUUAGUACAAUGCACAUAUACACACAGGUCUCCCCAUUCCUCUUUUAUUUGUGCUUGUCUGGACAUUGAACCUAGAGCCUCACACUUGCCAGGCAAGUCCUGUACUACUGAGCUACAUUCCCAACAUAACCCAGUCUUAACAAAAUUGGUACCAAAUGCUUUGGUUUGAUAUAAAAUUUAGUCAUAAGAAAAUUUUUAGGAGGUAUUUCUUACUAACCAGUAUUCAAAUAAGGUUUCUAUAGUAGUUCACACUUUCAUCUCUAGUCUGUUUUCCUCAUGGAAACUUUUAUCGUCUUGGUAUGGCACAAAGGGAUGCAGAUGGGAUUCAGACAUUAAAGCUGAUUGUAUAAUCAUUCAAAAGCCAGAGGAAUAGAAGUAAAACUCUUAUCACAUUUCCCUUUAAAACCUUCUGAUGUCUUCUGUGUGGAGUGUACACACUAAAAGCACUUCUUGUGGGAUCCACCACAUUCCUGGCACUUCUUUCUUGCUCAGCGUGGGAUCCAUGUAGGCAUCUUGUACAGAGUACAGAGGAGCAAACAAGAACUGAAGCAGAAUCAAAACCCAAAGCCCUACAGUUUGGAUCCAGCUGGAAUCAGGUCUCUGUUUGGCAAAAUCCUUCUUACUUGUGGUCCUUGUGACUCCAGAUGAACGACUGCUGUUUCCUUCUUCAUCAAGGGUCUUUUUGUUAGCUUUUAAUUCCUUUUUCUGUUUAUCUGUAUUCUGUUUCUCCAGCUAUCAAAAUCAUCAAGGCAAGGGGGAAAAAAAUCAAAUUCAAUAAAAACAUUUUCUUUUAGCUCAA
Molecule: messenger RNA, 4377 nt
Organism: Onychomys torridus (southern grasshopper mouse)
Lineage: Eukaryota; Metazoa; Chordata; Mammalia; Rodentia; Cricetidae
Gene: Mtmr2
Product: myotubularin related protein 2
Exons: 14
Coding region: 848-2431 (527 amino acids)
Biological process (GO): dephosphorylation
Molecular function (GO): phosphatidylinositol-3,5-bisphosphate 3-phosphatase activity
Source: RefSeq, a predicted model, not a curated record